This is a messenger RNA of Prorocentrum cordatum, 1854 nucleotides long. The record is from the annotation of a GenBank genome assembly. Lineage: Eukaryota; Dinophyceae; Prorocentrales; Prorocentraceae.
GGGGGGGACCCAACAGCGCUUCCAGGACGUCUGUAGCCUUUUUGCUGGCUCGAGAGGUCUGGCGCACGGCGCUCGGCUGCUCGCUACUGGACACCGGGCGCAUCCUGAGGGGGUGCGCGCAGGAAGGGCAGCAUGGCGGUGGCAGAGUGUCUCGUUUGGCACAGCUGGUGGGUGCACAUCUGUCACUUCGUCCUCCUGGUCGUCGUCCUCCUGUGCCUCUUCCUGAAGUGGUCGUCGGAGAGGCCGCGGCGGACGACCUGGGACUUCUACACCGAUGUGUCGAAGCAGAUCUUCGGCAGUAUGUUUCUCCACUGCUCGAACGUGAAGUUCUCAGACAUCGUCCGCCAUGCCACCCGUACGGGUGAUAACUGCGACUGGUACUUGGUGUCAAUCUCCCUGGACUGCACCUUAGGCAGCUUCCUGAUGAUCGCCAUCUUGAAAGCAGUGCACAAUCACAUCUUCUUGAUGAUUUUCAAGGAACGAAUGGGCAAGGACAAGGCUAACUUUCUGAGGGCAGAAUGGAUCCAAGAGGGGGACUACAAGGACAGCGGGAUCGAGUGCAACAGACUUCGGCGUACCAAACAGAUCGUCUUCUGGGUGUUCGGGCCUGUCUUCUCUGCUAGGGUCUUGGUCGUCGUCGUCAUGUACUUCUGCGGGGGCAAACUUGCCGCGCUCUUCCACUCGAUGCUCGGCGGACUGGAGUUGCAUGCCCGCGAACUCGUCACCAUUGCCAUCGUCCCAAUGCCAUUCAACAUCUUCCAGUUCUUCUACCUCGACGCGCGCAUCAAGCGGCCGCGCGAGUUGCCGCCGUCGACGUCACCGUUGCCGUCGCCGAGUAUGCCAGUGCCCUCGCCGUUGCCUCCGCCGUCGCUGAGCGAACCCCUCCUCCGCGUCGAUCCUCGUGAGGAAGUGUUCUUCCCAGGCUGCGACGUACCUCUCAGUCUCGACUGCCCGGAGCGCCAGGCUUCCGAGAGGUCGUUGCGAACGUUCUUUGGGGAUGAUGAGGUGCGCCGUUUCUACGGCCUCGAGCGCUACAAUGCGGAUGACAUCACUGGCCUCAUCGAUAAGAUGAUGGGCGGCGCCGUGGAAAUCAGUGAACACACCGCGGGCUUCUACCUAGCGCAUCAGCUCGCGAACGCUCGCACGUUCGCGAUCUGCAACAAAGCGGGUGGCAUUCACAUCAGCGAGCAGGAUUUUAGCAAUUUGCUCCUCAGGGCUGCGGUUGUUGACAGCGCCGAUCUUCUCGUGCCUCCUGCUAUCCGCGAUCGGCUGCUGGCCAGGGCGCCGCCCACCCGCACCUACGAAGUGGUCUCGCACACCAGCGUGGCACUCUGGAGAAGCCACAUCCCCCAGGAGCAGGUCUUGCGUCUUCCGGAUUGGCUCUGGAGGUUUGAGGUUGCGAGCCCAGGCGACAGGCUCGAUCUGGGCCUGCUUGUGCGCCCAUCCGGCGGGAAGACGGUGGUGGGGGUGAUCGUGGACAAGGGCAAGCCGAACUACGGGGCUUGGAUGGCCAUGUGGAACAGCGCAGAAGAGUGGGUGAAGCCAGUGGAGGCGGAGGUCGCCAGGGCGUUCAGUCGCCACGAGCGGGAGGAACUCGACAAGCAGGCGGUGGCCGUCUACCGUGCAGUCACACAGGAGUUUGAGAAACUCCGGGCACACGCAAAUCAGCUGGGCACACCACGGGUGAAUAGUCGGGCCUUCCUCACCUACUUCCAGCAAUUCAUGCCGGCGCCCUCCACCGCGUGACAGUAGGUCAGGCCGAGCACACCGGCAUCGCUUGAGGCGUGACAGUGCUAUCACAGUUGACAGUACUACCAUAGGAUCGCCGAUACUUAGAGCAGAGAACAAAACCAA